AUGGAGGUCGGCUCCGAUAGCACCAUUGAAAAUCAGGGGCAGACCAAUGAAAACCAUGCCCACGGAAUGUGUGCUCAGGAAUCAAUAAGGGGAACAAAGGCAAAACGCUCUAAACAGCGUCCUUGUGAUGCUUGUCGCAAAAGAAGAUCGAAAUGUGUCAUCGAAGAGCCAAAUCAACCAUGUUUUCUGUGCAACUUCCAUAGCAUUGAAUGUACGUUCCGCGAUCCCCCACAGAAGAAGAAGAAACUGACCGAUUCCGCAUCAGCGCAGGAUCCAGUACCUCUCCACAGUGAGUUGGCUUUUGAGUUUUCGAAUUUACCCGAAAUUCAUCUCAAUCCAACCACUCCGUCCAACGACUCUAUAAUUCGGGCAUUUGAGCAAGAGCAGAUCAUAACCUCGGCGAAGACCGAAAACUCAAACUACUGUGGAGCAUCCAGCGAAUGGGAUCCCUCACUUAUCAAUCUUCUGCCAUCAGGAAGUGUCUUUUUAUCACCUGUUCAGGGAAAAAGACUAAUUGAAAGAAGGUUUACCAAGAUCACCAACGAGUCGGGAUUUUUGCACGUUGAAGUGAGUUUACCAUUUACUGACACCCACAUCACCAAUAUCAACACAAUAGUAGGGCCCCAUGGUCCUGUUUUAGUCGAACUGUACUUUCGAAUUGUUCAUUCGUCCUUUCCAAUUGUUGAUAAAAACUUAUUCUUUCAACAGUAUGAAACGAAUCCAGGCUCGCUAUCUCCUUCACUCCUUGCAUGUUUAUAUCUCUUUGCAUUGAACUGGUGGACAUUUGAAGCCUCGCUCUCCCUUACUCCAAAGCCCUCCCAAGAAGCAUUAGAGACACUUGCCGAAGAGUAUCUAGCGAUCGAAGUGAAGCAACCGACACUUUCAACCGUUCAAGCAGGGUUGCUGUUGAUCCAGCAUCAAAAUUUUAGAGAUGAGUAUGCAUUUCCAGGACGAUCCUGGGCCCUACAGGCACAGAUAGUGGCAAUUGCACAGCAGCUUGGACUAGAAGAAGAUUGUUCUGCGUGGACGAUACCUUUUGAGGAGAAAAUACUACGCCGCAGGGUGGCAUGGGCACUGUUUAUGCAGGAAAAAUGGCUAGCUUUAAAUCAGGGAAAACGCUCGCAUAUCCAAACACAAAAUUGGGGGUGUAUACCUCUUAGGUUUGAAGAUCUUGACUGUCACUGUGAGAACGGCUUGCUCCCCAGCGACGGUUCGAUUGAUGCCAAAAUUGGUGGUGAAUUGUUCAUUGAGAUGGUGACACUUUCUACCAUCGUGAGUGGCAUCCAGGACAAGCUCUACAGCAGGGACGCGCAGAAAUUAUAUCAAAAUUUAGCUGACCCAAUCACGAAUUUGAAAUGUUUGCUAGAGACACUGCGUCCAUUACAGCAACAGUUGAAAGAUUGGGAGUCUCGAGUUCCAUCGCAGCUUUUAAACGAGGAUGUUCCGCGCGGCCAUAUCUCGCCUAUCCCAAACUUGCAGAUCUCCAUUAUCGCAGCACGAAAUUAUCUGCUGAAGCCCGCAUUAACAUUGCUGGUACUUGCAAAGUCCAAAUCUUGCCUUGUUGAUCGCGAGUUCAUAGAGAUUCAAAAAGUUCUAUUCGACAGAACAUUCCAGGAUUUCCAGUCGGCUGUGAAUUUUCUGAGCGCAAUGAAGGCCGAGCAUUUCCAAACUUUCUGGUAUUGCUCUGCGAAGCACGCAUUCUCUAUGACGGUGAGUUUUGGAGUCAUGGUAAUGUUAUCUGCUGGUAGCAACGAAGAUUACAUGGCUUGUCUGGACAAAUUGGAAGAGUUUAGGUGGAAGCUGCAGAUAAACUCUAAAACCGCCGAGUUCUUACAACACUCGCGCCAAUGGCAGGAUCAACUGUCCCUUGUUUUGAGCAUUAAAUUUCAAACUCUUGCAAGACUUGAACUGUAUAAAAAAAUGAAUUACUUCCGGAACAGCAGGUUAUUCCUGGCUCCUCGAAUCCGUUUCAACUGGCAGGCAUAUACUUUCCGAGGAUAUUCCACUGAUGCUGCGUCGAACACGAAUCUGGUCACAGACCUGGCCGGGGACAAGGCUAUCAAUAUUUACGUUCAUGGAAUAUUCUUUCACCGAGAGAAGGGUAAGCCAGCAUACGGGGGUGGCGGUGUCUACAUAGCUCCCAAUCAUCGCGAUAAUCUUGGGUUCCGUGUUACAGGAAACGAUGUAACCGCUUUAACAGCUGAUCUCACUGCAGUCAGAGAAGCACUUCGUAUAGUGAUUAAACGAUUGCAUGAAAAGCCGCAUGUCAAACACCAGAUUAUCAUCGACUCGGAAAUGGCAUAUGUUACUCUCACCAAGUGGAUUUACAGAUGGAUGUACAAUGGAUGGGUCAAUUCGAAGGACCAGCCGGUUGCCAAUAGAAACGAACUCGCGGUGAUAAUGUACUACCGCAAACUCAUCAGCAAGGAGUAUAGAAAGCGUCGAUGGGGAACCUUGCGUUUUAAGUACGUCGUUCCUCAUAAGAACUCUCAUGAACUAAAAAUGGCCGAAACUAUGGCGGUCAAUGCCUGUCGAUAUUUUGACGAUUUUAAGAACGUCAAACGUCCAGAUCACAAAUGCGUCAAAUUUGUUGCCAGACAGGUUUACUCGGAAUUUUUGAGUCGGAAAGACCUUACAGAGCAUCGAAGACUUCUCAUGGAGGAAGAGCGUUUGGAAUAA
Ogataea philodendri is the source of this 2679-nucleotide messenger RNA. RefSeq lists its product as uncharacterized. The transcript is spliced from 3 exons. Gene Ontology annotation, biological process: DNA-templated transcription. Lineage: Eukaryota; Fungi; Ascomycota; Pichiomycetes; Pichiales; Pichiaceae. The record is from RefSeq and is a predicted model, not a curated record. Gene Ontology annotation, cellular component: nucleus. Gene Ontology annotation, molecular function: DNA-binding transcription factor activity, RNA polymerase II-specific; zinc ion binding; RNA-DNA hybrid ribonuclease activity. The coding region runs from base 1 to 2679 and encodes 892 amino acids.